Messenger RNA from Betta splendens (Siamese fighting fish), 3021 nucleotides. RefSeq names its product coronin, actin binding protein, 1B (gene coro1b). The coding region runs from base 306 to 1835 and encodes 509 amino acids. Gene Ontology annotation, molecular function: actin filament binding. The record is from RefSeq and is a predicted model, not a curated record. NCBI's taxonomy places the organism in Eukaryota, Metazoa, Chordata, Actinopteri, Anabantiformes, Osphronemidae. The transcript is spliced from 12 exons. Gene Ontology annotation, biological process: cell migration; actin filament organization.
UGUGCGGGAUUCCGCUGAAUCCAUCCUCUCCGCAGAAUAGCCGUACGUAAAGGGAGGCUGGGCGAGUGCCGUCUGCAUCUCUUCCCAAACCAUCACACGCACACAGCGCGGCUCCGUUCAGCGCCACAGUGGACAUAUCAGCCCGGGACAUGCUCCCUCAGGUCUGCGCAAUCGACGCCUUCCCGGACACAGGAGAGGAUUAAGUUACUGUUGCUCCCGGAUUAUUUUAUUGGCCUCCUCCUGUCACGCCUGAGCCCGCUUUGGUCAGCCCGAUCCCCCUAACGAGCGCUCUUCCAACGCCAGACAUGUCUUUUCGGCGAGGUGUGGUAAGGCAGAGCAAAUUCCGCCACGUUUUUGCUCAGGCCUGGAAAACCGAGCACUGCAUCGACGACGUCCGGGUGUCCCGCGUGACGUGGGACAGUCCCCUCUGUGCCGUCAACCCGAAGUUCAUCGCCGUUAUCAUCGAGGCGGGCGGAGGAGGAGCCUUCCUCGUCCUUCCCCUCAGCAAGAGCGGCAGAAUCGAUCAGUCCUGCCCGACCGUGUGCGGCCACGCAGCCCCAGUGCUGGACAUUCAGUGGUCCCCUCAUGAUGAUAAUAUCAUUGCAAGUGCCUCAGAGGACUGCACAAUAAAGGUGUGGCACAUCCCAGACGGGGGCCUGACAAGCCCAAUGACCGACGCCAUCGUGACCCUUGAAGGCCACAGUAAACGAGUGGGAAUCCUGGCAUGGCACCCGUCCGCCCUCAACAUCCUCCUUACAGCAGGAUGUGAUAAUGUCAUUUGUGUGUGGAACGUGGGUACGGGGGAGCUCGUGUAUCAGCUGACUGAUACCCAUCCAGACCUGAUAUACAGUGUGAGCUGGAACAAGGACGGUAGUGCCGUCUGUACCGUCUGUAAGGACAAGGCCCUGCGAGUCAUCGACCCACGAAGAGGCACCGUCCUCAAGGUCAGGGAGAAGGUCCAUGAUGGUACCAGGCCAAUGAGAGCUGUGUUCCUGUCCGAUGGGAAGAUUCUAACUACUGGCUUCAGCCGAAUGAGUGAGAGACAGCUGGCACUGUGGGAUAUGAGUGAUCUCUCUGAGCCUAUGGCAGUGCAGGAGAUGGACACAAGUAAUGGGGUGCUUCUACCUUUUUAUGACCCGGACACAAACAUGGUCUACCUGUGUGGAAAGGGGGACUGCACCAUCCGGUAUUUUGAGGUGACAGAUGAAUCACCAUAUGUUCACUUCCUCAGCUUAUACAGCAGCAAGGAGCCUCAGAGAGGGGCAGGCUUCCUCAGUAAAAGAGGAGUAGAUGUCAACAAGUGUGAAAUUGCUAGGUUCUACAAACUGCAUGAACGGAAGGUGGAACCCAUCUCUAUGACUGUUCCCAGAAAGUCAGAUCUUUUCCAGGGUGACCUCUACCCAGACACAGCCGGCUUGGAGCCGUCUCUCCUGGCCGACGAAUGGAUUGCAGGGCAGGAUGCUGCCCCGCUCUUGGUUUCUCUGAGCGGUGGGUACACGGCUCCUCCAGCAAAGCACAGAGACACCCUCAGGAGCAAACCCAGGCUGGUCUCGCAGGACUCUGGGAGUGGGGCUGCCUCCCCCACAGCCGGCAGCGUAACGACUCCCACAUUUUCACCGAGCCCUGCUGCCAGGGAGUCGGAAGAGGAGUCACCACUGCCCAGAGUGUCCAUGAGAGAAACCGAUGGAAAUAGUGAGAGGCCGAAGAAAGAGGAUGACCUGUUGAACGAGUUGCUAACAGAGAUGAAGGCCUUGCGCGCUGUUGUGCUGGCUCAGAGCCAGAGGAUCGAAUUGCUGGAGAGGCAACUGGCUCGGAUCGAAGAUGGAGACGUAUGAGGAAGAUGGGGCUUGACUGCAUUGGGAGGGCUUUCCUACGAAAUCCAUAGACCAUAGCCUUAUAGAAUCAACAGUACCUUAAGCUGUGUGACAGGGAGCAUAUGGUGUAGGGUAGCAACUAACUGGAGUCAAAGUGGCUUACAGCCAGGCAUCACAACUAUUGUGAUAAAAACAAGACCACGAUUUGUUUCAGCUUCCGUUUCUUAGGUUGUGGGUGACAAAGGUGUGUGUCACCUGCAUAGUGACGUUUGGCAGUGAGAUAAUGUUUUUUAAUCAAAUGAGUGAUGUAGCAGCUGUUUGGUUGAGCUUAGUGAAAUCCACAGUCCAGGCUUUGAACAACAUAGCAAGGCAUCGUUGCUUUGCAUUAAUGUACAAGGCAGAAACUAUUAGCAUUACAUUAAAGCUAACAAAGGCUGACAUGCUAUAGCAAAACAAUUACGUACCUCCAGUAGGAUUAUCUUUCCAUCUAAUGUAACCAUUAGGGCUAUUUUAAUCAGGUAGUAAAAGCUGCUAAACUGUGAUUUCAUGUCAGACCCCCAGUUAUUAACUCAUUGUGUGUGUGACUUGUGCUUUGUUUCACUUCUUCAUUAUAGAAAGCUUAGAAGAAGGAAAGUCUUCUGAUACCGAAAUCAAUCAGUGAAAUUUGUGUGAAUGACAAAUGGUGACUGUAGUUAAAUAUGUAUGUGUAUCGUAAUCCUGUGUAGUCUUUGCAGUCAGUGACAGGAUAAAAUAGUCAUUUUUGUACCUCCGUUUUCUGUAACAUCUAAAGAGCAGAUAAAUGUCUACAUAGAUAUACACUAAGGCUAAGAUAAUAAUUACACUAUAAACAGCACUUACAAUAAAAGCUAACACUACAGCAAAGUUUUACUGAAACACCCAGUUCAAUAAUGUGUUCACAGCAACAAAAAGGAGGAAGUUCUUGUAAAAUGUGAAACAUUCUCUAUGCUCUGUCAACAUCAGUUUUUAAUUUCAUAAAGUUUUCUUUGAUGGUACAUUUACAUUUACCUCCAUGUUACAUGUCAACCAAUGAAUUACAGUGUGACAUGGUCCAUUCCAUACAUCAAGCAUCUCUAUAUUGCUUUACAGUUCUUUUAUGCACUGACCUCAUGGCACUAACUGUAAACCAGUAGGAGUUCAAAUAAGACUACAUUGUGAAAAUUUAAUAAACAUAAAUUCCUUCUUUGUA